CCUAUUAUUCCUUUUUUUAAAUGGACAGGUUAUCAUGCGUCAGUGCCCGUGGGAGUAAGCAACGUGUUUCAAAGUGCUGCCAUGAACUACCUUGAUACCAUGGUACCACCGGGAGGUUUUAUUCCGAAAACUUUCGACAGUUCAAAACAUGGUUGUAACUCCAGCAACUCGGACGAGAUGGAUAAAUGGAGAACCUGCAACACGUAUUGGAAUUCCGACGAAUUAUUUGAGAAUGCUACCCCGUUUAAUAUCGUGUAUGGUAUGAUGGGUCAGAUGGCGGAAUCUGAGGAUCACAUUAUAUCCGAAGAUCUUCGAAAUUCCUUUCACGGUUCAAUGGAGUUUUCAAGAACUGACAAAGUUGCAACAAUUAUACAGCUUCUUGAAAGAUUGCAUUCUCUUCAUGGGGGAUCUCCAAGUAACAUGGAUAUCUAUGUGGGCGGUAUGCUUGAGAGCAAAGAUGGAAGACCGGGUGAACUUUUCCGAUCCAUUAUCCUUGAGCAAAUGGUCAGGUUGCGAGACGGGGAUCGAUUCUGGUUCGAAAACUUGAAUAAUGGGUUGUUCACUGUUGACCAAGUUAACGGCAUCUUUAACGUAACUUUCCUUGAUGUUUUGUUACGAACCUACCCGGAGCUAAAUCUUGCUGGAAAUACAGCUUUCAAUCCAUUUAUUUGGAGUGAAGAGAGCAACAAGCAUAUAUGUAGGCAGCCAUACCAGAUGACAGGGGAUAACAUGACAUCAUGCACUACAAUGCAACGACAGGAUGAUUUCAAUCACAACCAAAUAUCAUUUCUUGCUAUCUUUUGUGGAGUUGUGUUUUUCGCAAUUGCCUGUGUCAUCUUUAUGAUAUAUGUUGGAUCUUGGAAAGAGGACAAAAGAAACAAAGAAAAGACAAAAACAACAUCGACUUAUUCUGAACAAGAUGCAUUUACAGCAAAAGAAAUUCUUGGAAGAAAAAGGCAUGAACGUAAAGAUGUGCAGGUUGUCCUUGGACCAGAACGAGAUAUACAAGUUAUCACACAGGAAAAUAACACAACUCAUAUUACUCAUAUAACUGAAAGUGAAGAGGUGGUCAUAAUGUACACAGACUCUGGAAAAAGGAAAAAGAUGUUGUUGAGAUGCGCGAAAAGAACUUAUGACUUGAUUCUUGCAUUUACUGGAUCAUCAGAACGCGACAUAUUUCUAACAAAGCUUCGUUUAUUUUUCAAACAAAAUGAUAUACUUUGGAAGGAAAGAGCAAUCCAUGAGAAACAUUUCUUUGAGGAAGCAAACACAAAAGACGAACGAGACACUGAGUUAUCAAACUUUUACCAAGCUGUUAUUGCACAAUCAAUGAGAAUGGAAUUUGGGAUUCAAAUCUCUAGUUUUCCUGAAAAUCUGGUCGAUAUCAAAUUAAGCCAAGAAGAAUUUGCUUCUCUUCUUCAAAUGAAAUCCUCUUCUUUGUUUGUUCAACAUAUCUUUACCACGGCUGACGAAGAUCAAGAUGGAUUUAUUUCUUUCCAUGACUUCAGAAAGAUCAUUGUCUUGUUUGUGAAAGGAUCACCAAAUGAGAAGUUAAGAUUACUUUUUGAUAUGUUUGAUUUAAACCAAAACGGAUCUUUGACGAAACAACAGUUUAAAGAAAUGUGUGUGUGCACGGCUGACACUUAUCAGAGCACUGUAGAUCAAAAUGUUCUUGAAAACGUGUUGAGCAAAGUAGUUCCUCUAAAAAAUGACGAAGAAAUUCAGUAUCUUAAGUUUGACGACUUUAAGAAACUGAUGGACUUACCAGAAAUGGAUGAAGCUAUGCUGAACUUAACUGCACCAGGAAAAAAUAAGAAAAGUUUAGCAAAAUCUUCUAAGAAUGAGCGGCCCAAUAGAGGAAAUUUUAUCCAAUCACCAAAUGUUUCUACUGUGGAAAAUGUGAUGCCAGAUGUCUAUUUUCAAAAUAGCAGUAAAUUCCGUCUUGCAUACCGUGCCAUUAGAAGAUUGUUUGAAUGUUAUGCACUCCACAUAUUCUGGACUUCAUUAUAUAUUUGGAUCACAAUCGGGGUCUUUCUUUGGGCAUUCAAUUCAGUUCGAAGCAAUAAAGCAGCUGGACUUGGAGUUAUUGCUGGUAAUGCCCUUCCACUUGCAAGAGCAUCUGCAGCAGCUUUGAUGUUCAAUAUAUCAACUCUUUUACUGACAAUGUGCAAAAACAUUUUAACUUUUUUAAGAGAAACUCAGCUUCAUUUGUAUAUUCCUUUUGAUGCAGCUGUUGCAUUUCAUAAGCUAGUAGCAUGGAUGGCACUCUUUUUCACUGCUUUACAUAUCAUAGCCCAUGGAAUCAACUUUUAUUCAAUCCAAACUCAAACUCCAUCAGAUCUUCUCUGUUUGUUCAGAGACCUUUGGUUCCCCAGUGAUUACCAACCUACUUUUGUGUUCUGGUGUUUGCAAACAUUGACUGGCAACACUGGUGUAUUACUGACUAUUAUAUUUAUUGUCAUGUAUGUAUUUUCUCUUGACUACCCCAGGCAAGUGAUGUUCAAUUGGUUUCAAUGGAUUCAUUUCUUUGGUUAUAUCUCAGUUUACUUUUUCACUGUGCUUCAUGGAAGUGGAAUGCUCAUUCAGAUACCCAGUUUCUAUUACUAUUUUCUGGUGCCGGCCAUUUUGUAUACAUUUGAUAAGCUGUACAGUGUGUAUAGAAAGAAGCUUCAAUUGCCUGUUAUAAAAGCUGAAAUCCUGCCUUCAGAUGUUGUAUAUUUGGAGUUUGUAAGACCUUCUGAUUUUUACUACAAGGCUGGCCAAUGGGUACGCAUUGCAUGCGUUGGAUUGUCAAAAUGGGAAUACCAUCCAUUUACACUAUCCUCUUCACCUGAUGAAGAAACUCUUCAGCUUCAUAUAAGAGCUGUUGGGCCUUGGACAAGAAACAUUCGCAAUAUUUACAAAGAAGGGGAACCUUAUCCAAAGCUUUAUGUGGAUGGGCCAUUUGGUGAAGGCCAUCAGGAUUGGUAUAAAUAUGAAGUAGCAGUGUUAGUUGGGGGUGGUAUUGGUGUCACUCCAUUUGCAUCUAUUCUAAAAGAUCUUGUCAAUAAAUCUACUGUUGGGGUUGGCAUUCCAUGCAAAUCUGUGUAUUUUUUGUGGGUUGCUCGUGACCAAAGGCAGUUCGAAUGGUUAUUGGAUAUCAUUGAAGAAACGGAAAAAAAUGAUGCUUUAGGAAUUCUAAGCACUCACAUAUUUAUUACCGAAAUACCAAAUAAAUUUGAUCUCAGGACAACUAUGCUUUAUGUUUGUGAACAGCACUUCAAAAAAGUAUCAGAAAAAUCAAUGUUCACUGGUUUGAAUGCUGUCACACACUUUGGGAGACCUAACUUUCCUGACUUUUUAAAGACACUGUCAUGGAAGCAUUCUGAAGUAAAAAAGAUUGGUGUUUUCAGCUGUGGUCCCCCUUCAAUGACAGAGAGUGUUGAAUCUGCCUGUUUAAAAGCCAACAAACACAAGGGCCCAAUGUAUGCCCAUCACUUUGAAAACUUUUAACUAGUGCCAUGAGAGUAUUGUCUUUUAUUUAAACACGCGUUUUUUUAUGUAAUUUUGUUUAUGCUGUGAGUGUGAGCACUUUCUUCAUUUGGUUAAUAAUUCACACAUUUUUGCAAUAAAACUGUAUUUGUAUCAAAAUGACACUUUAAUACAUUAUCGUGCUGGAAAGCGACUCAUUUCAUCAUAGCAAACUGUCGAACAGUUUCCUAAAACGCUUUUCUAUUGCUUGCAUUAGUAAGGUCGAAACCUUUGUGAUCGUUAAUAUGUUUCUAUGAAAUACGAACUUCUUUACUAGGGAAA
This is a messenger RNA of Ciona intestinalis (vase tunicate), 3792 nucleotides long. The record is from RefSeq and is a predicted model, not a curated record. NCBI's taxonomy places the organism in Eukaryota, Metazoa, Chordata, Ascidiacea, Phlebobranchia, Cionidae.